Molecule: messenger RNA, 6188 nt
Organism: Argiope bruennichi
Lineage: Eukaryota; Metazoa; Arthropoda; Arachnida; Araneae; Araneidae
Exons: 18
Coding region: 453-5927 (1824 amino acids)
Biological process (GO): chromatin remodeling
Cellular component (GO): CERF complex
Molecular function (GO): protein binding
Source: RefSeq, a predicted model, not a curated record
GCCAUUGGAGAAAAAGAAAUAAUUUUGCUCAAACAGAAAUAUCAACAAAUGUUUGCAAAUGUUGAAUCGUUCUUCAAACUUUUUGUUAAUUUAUUUCAACAGUAAUCAAUUAUAUACAUCUGUUUUAAGUUUUGAUAAGUUUGAACCAAUUUAAAUUUUAAUCGUUAGAAUUAUUAGUAAUCUUUCAAUAAUCUUUGUUGCAUGUUAUGUACUAUCAAUUUCGUGGAAUGGAACGAAUGAACGUCUUUCAGCUGAACGAAAUAUAUGAACGCUUUGUAGAUUGCAGGAUCUAAUCCCAAACACAAUAACAUGGUUGGAAAUUCAAUUGUUACCGGUGUCGUAAUGACACUAACCUCUGAUUUUAAUUAGAUCUAUAAUUUUCGGAUAAUAAUAUAAGAAUUUUUUACAAUAAUUUUUUGCGACAAUAAUUAAAUCUGUGGAGUUGGAUUAUCAUGUAUUCUGAAAGCCAAAAUGCUAACGAAGAAGAAUUCCAGAGAAUGUGGAAAAUUGCUUCUACUGCUCAAUUUGUAAAUGCAUUUCGAGAGCUUUUCAAACUGCCAGAGAUUGAAAUUCAGACUUUAGAAGAAGGUUUUUUGGGCAAAAGCAUGUAUGGAAUUAAUAUUUUGAAGCAAUUGGUUGUGGCUAUACUAAAAAGUAUCUAUCCAAAUCUUGGAGUGAGAUUGGAAAAUUAUGAAUACUUUCUUAAGAGAGUUGUUAAUAAAAUUUGGAUUACAAAAGAAACUCUAGAAGAUAAUCCAUUGAAAGAAGACCCAAAUUUUGAAAAUCUCACGCCUUUAACGAAGUUGAAUAUUGUGUAUUCAUUGUGUUUGCAUCUCCUGGAUAAAGCAACAGAUUCAAGAUCAAAGUGGAGAGAUCAAAUUUCAAAGAUGGAUAGUGACUUGUUAAGAGUCCAGCCUUUAGGCUCUGAUGAUGACGGUAAUGAAUACUGGUACUUCUAUGGUACCAGAUUGUAUAAGCAAGAGCCAGCUAAAGAGAGAAAAAUAAAAGAUUGGGAGGAGGAAUGGAAUACACAGAAGAAUACCUGCUUGGGCAAGAGAGGUCGGGGUAGACCUAGAAAAAUCAAACCUAGAAAAUCAGAUGGAGAAAGUGAGGAUUCUGAAGAGGCACUUGCUAACAGAAGUAAAUAUUUGAAUCUUGGAGAAAAGUCUCGGUGGUCUGUUGUUUGUAACACCCUUGAUGAUUGGGUAGAAUUUGCUGAAAAAUUGAAAGACAGUGAAUCUAAAUGUGAAAGAGCACUUUUUCGUACUAUCACUGACAAUUUUUUACCUGUUAUAAAUGAAGCCUAUCAAGCAAAGGAAAAAAAAUUGCAACAAAAGCUUCGUGAUUUGAUGCCAAAGAUAAACUUUACAAGGGAAUCUCGAAAAAGAAGAGUUAAAGCAAUCUCUCGCAGUCCUGAGAUUGAUUAUGAAAACAGGGAAUAUUUAACUAGGAGUAGAGAACAUCGACUGAAGGAAAGAAAUCGUCGUUUAAAUGAAAGUGCUGAAAAUGCAUCAAGAAGACGUUCUAGAAGCAGAAUAUCACCUGAUAUAAAUUAUGAUGAUUUUGAUGAGGAGAUUAGUAAAAGCCCCAGAAAUGGGAUAUCAUAUUCAGAAAAUAGUGAUAUAGACUUUGCUGAAACUACAAGAAAUAAAGAAUCGAUUGAGGCAAAAGCUAAUGAAAUUAUGAAAGAUUACAUUCCUCUUGUUAGCAACAAUAGUGACAACAAAUCUCUAGUGCUGAGUGUGUUUACUCAACUUAAGUUAGAUAAAAAUUCCUAUCCAUUUCACUACGGAAUUGAUAAAAAAGAAUUUCCAGAUUAUUAUGAUAUCAUUUCAGUACCUAUGGAUUUAUCGAGAAUGGAAAGAAAACUAAGAAUGAAUAUUUACAAGACUGCAGCUGACAUUGAUGAUGACUUUAAAAUAAUGGUAGAAAAUUGUGAACUCUACUUUGGAGCAGAUAGUGAAAGAUCUAUAAUGGGAAGACAUACUUGGAGAUUAUUCAGAAGACUUAUGAAAAACUUGUCUGCUACGCCAAAGCAGACUGAGAAGACUUCAGCGGCAAAUGGAAUUGGGCAAAAAGUGAAUCAUGAAUUGUUCAAAGAAAGGAAGACAACUAAUGUAGUUUCUACACCAAAGCAGAGUGAAAAGGUUUCAGUGGAGAAUGUAAUUGGGCAAAAAGAGAAUCCUAAGUUGUUCAAGGAAAAGAAGACAGCUAAUGUAGUUUCUAAAAGAUCUGAGCGUAGUAGGAAAAUGCGAAAACGCCUCAAUAAUGAAGCAUUGGAGAUAUUAUCCAAAGAAGCUGAAUUGGCAGUAGAAAGAUCCCAAAGCAUGGAUGAGGAACACUUUCGAAAUUCCUCUCAAAAGAUAAAGAAAUUUACGCAAUUUUCUGAUCUAAAAGUUGAGCCAAUUCACAGCCAUCCUUCUAACUUAAUUGAAAAACUCAUGCCUAAUUCCUCUAAUCAAGAAAAUAAUGAGACUUACUGUAAUAAGUCUUCAUCCACUGAUAAUCACAGUUCUGAGGACAUCCUGCCUGACACAUCUUAUGAUCAUCAAUGUUUACCUGAAAAUAUGGAAGUAAAUGAUCAUGAAUCCAAUGAGAAAAACUCAAAUUCUUCACAAUUAAUUGUUAAAAACCCUGAAAUUUUUAAUGGUAUUUCUGUUGAAAGUGGAGCAAAUCUGGAAAUUUUGAGUGACAGUGAAAUGGAUCCACAUUCUGCAUCCAACUGUUUAUCAUCUGAAUUUGCUAGUAAUAAUUUUAGAGAUCAAAAAUCUAGUAGUGAUGAGGAUUUUAACAAUUUUUCAGGAGCUUCAGAUAAUCCUAGUAAUACGGAUUUCACUUCAGAUUUACUAAUUGAAGAAUCUGAUGGUCUUGGUACAUCUCCUAGCAGUAAUUCCCAGGAAUCUUAUCGUUCUCAUGAUUCAAAUAGCUCUGAUUCAAGUGUCGAAGAUCUAGCUAAAUACAGUCCACAUCAAGGUGAAAGUAAUGCCACUUUUCUUAAUGGAUAUGGAUAUGCUAGUUUUACACCUGGGAAUGAACCUACUGGAUCUUCUACUGUUGAUGCUUCAUGUUUAGGUCUUGCUUCCACAAAUAUUUCUAAGAGGCAUCAAGUAGAAAAUGAACCCAAAACUUCUGUUGUAGAGAAUAUUUCUCGGGCUUCUUUAAUUUAUAAUGGAAAUCAAAAUUCAUACAAUAUUUUUGGUGAAUUAAAUCCAAGAAGCAAAGAAUUUUCUGAAAAUCAACCAGAGACUAGGACUUCAAAUUCUGAGAAUCGACUUAUGCAAGAUCAGUUUCCACAUCAGGAAAUUUCCAAAGAUGAAGCAGCUUCUACUAUCCAAACUCAGACUAUGCAGGUUCCAUUAAUCAAUCAAGUACCAUCGAAGAGCCCACUUUUGUAUUCCUCUUAUUCACAUCAGUUUACUCAAGGACAGAUUGAAAAUCAAACUCAUUUUAGACAAUCUGCAUUAUCACCAGAGCAGGAGCAACAUUGCAAGUCACAGGAUUUAGAGCAUUCACAAAGCCUGUCAAAAUGUUCUCCAUCUUUUUUAUCCAAUGGAAAAGCUCAAGACCAAGGAAAUACUGAGAACCAGUCAAUUUGUAGUUCAAAGUUUACUUCAAACCAAGAAGUUGAUAGUUUAGCCUAUUCCAGAAAUCAUCAGACCUGCUCAUCUGCAUCUUCAUUUCAAAAUUCAACAUUUUCUAAAAGUAAUACUAUACUGCAACAGGGACAAUGUAUGGAGGAGCAAGAAAAUGUGGAUAGUCAGGAAGAGCAUUUUCCUUCACAAAAAGAGGUAGAAAAUCAUGAUUCUGCCAAAACUGAUCAAAGAUAUUCUUCUGCCUCCUCUUCAUCUCAGGAAAUGCAAAGCCAAGAAUCUGGUAGUGAUUUGACACAGAGUCAUACUAUGCAUCAAGAAUCGCAGACUCCUCUGUCAGUUAAUGAAGAACAUAACAAAAACCAAUCUAAAUAUUGUGCCUUUUCUUCCUGUCAAGAAAUACAAGGACCAGAAAUGAUUAAAUCAAAAUAUUAUACUCAACCCUCUUCAUUUCCACUUGCUACUUUGAAAGAUCAGGAUCCUGAUGAAAGUCAGCAAAUUCAUCGACUUAAUACCUCACAUGAUGUAACUCAAAAGCAGAGGUUUACAAAAAGCCAGAUGAAAAGUUCUAACAUUUCAUAUCAGAAUAAACAAGUAUCCGACCAAAUGAGGUUUAAUUCAUAUCAGGAAGUAGACAAUAGAGAAAAUAAUAGCCAGUCUAUGGCUUCUGUCACAUUUUGCACUGAUCAGAAUCUCAAGAAUCAACAUUCUGCAAAAAAUCAUCCAUUGUAUUUGAAUCAAUAUAUUUCUGAAAACCAGCCAAAAUAUUCACCAACUCUAUCUGCUCAUCAGGAGAUAAAUCAUCAUCAAUCAACUAAAAAUCAGCUUAGAGGUUCACCUACUCUAUCUGCAUGCCAAGAAACGAACCAUCAACAACAACCAGCUAAAAGUCAAUCUAGAUAUUCACCUACUUUAUCUAUACAUCAGGAAAUGAAUAAUCAGCAACUAGCUAAUAAUCAGUCUAGAUGUUCACCCAAUGCUUCUGCAUACCAAGCAAAUGCUAAAAGUUUUGUUAAAAUUCAUAAAAAUUCAUCUUCCUGUACAUCUCAAAUUAUAGAUGAACAAGAAUCCGCUAGAAUCCAUACCAGGUAUUCACCUACCUUUUCUAAUCAGGGAGUUCUUAUUCAAGAAUCUACCAAAACUUCAGUUCAACAGAUGCAUAAUGAAUCACUUAGCUUGCCUCCUGGCAUACAGAAUCAAGUUCCAGUCGAAACAUCAGCGUUUGAUUUUAGGAAUAUUUUUUCUUCAUUUAAUUCCUCUAAUACCUCUACACAAGUUACUGAACCAUCAUCUUCAGCUAAUUCUGCAAUGCAAAUUCCAUCUCAAGUCUCUGUAUCUCAUUCUAAUCAAAACCACAUGACUAAGUUAAAUUUUCCUUCAGUGAAAGUUCAACUGCCACCAUCAUCUGGUCAGCUUAUAGUUGUACCUGGAGAUCCUUCAUCUAUGACUUUCCAUUUGUUUGCUAAGCCAGUAGCAGAUCCUUCACAACCCAUUCGAUCUAGUUUGGAAAUUCAUGCCGAUAAUCAGAUGAGAAAUCAAGAUUGCCCAGAGAAUAUUGAUGUUGAGUCUGAUUGCCAAGUACCAAGCAAGAAUCCUAUGAAGAAAGAUACUGCGCAAGCCCCUCGAAAACAAAGUUCUCCCAUACUAGGUUUGCAACAUUUAGCUUUAAAUCCUAGAAAAUCACCUACCUCACCUUCUUUGAAAAAUAAGCACUUUGAUAAUUCAUCAAAUUCAAAUAGAAGUUUAGACCCCAGUCAUAAAAGCCCUCCUGCUUUAGCUAAUGCUUCUUCUGUGUUAAAACCAAAUGCAGCUCUAGUGCGACCUUUGGAUCCAGUUAAUUCCAGUGCCUCUUUCAUGCAACAGCAUUCAAGAAACAGUAAUUCUUUUCAACAAGAAGCAUUUUUACAGCAAACAGAGGCCUUAAGAAAUGUACCUAUGAUUUUUACCAAGGGGAAUUCUGUUUCUACAAACUCUGUGCCAGCAGUGUCUAUAAAUGUCAAUAACGGCCAAAGAUCUAUUAUUCCUAAUAACUUACAAAAUGCUCUGAUGCAGAAUAGCAAUGGACAGUAUGUGCUAAUACCUUCUAAAGAUAUGCUAUUGAAUAAUGUAGACCACAAUUUAAAAGUGAAGAAUUCGGAAAGGUCACCACCAAUUUAUCACAACAAUGUGAUGCAAAACCUUUCUUUCCAAAAUGGACACUUGAAUUCUGUCCAAAUGUUGCCACAAGUUCAUUUACCUUACGUUAACCCAUACUAUGUCGUUACGAAUUCCAGUGCAUUCCAGAAUCCAUCUAGAUAUCCUGUGAUGAAUAUGCAGUCGAUUCCUUUUCAAAGAUAGCAUUUCUGAGCAACUUAUAAAUUUUGUACAAUAAACUAUACUGUCAUCAUCACUUCAUAUUUCAAGUUCUUCAUACAUUAAAGUACAAACAUUUUUUUGUGAACAUCUUUCCAUACUUUUACUAUUUUAUGAUAAAAGAUGCAUUUAAUGCAUUAUGUUGUAUUUUAUUACAUGAAUACUCAUUUAUGUUUUAUAUUGUGCUUUAUGAAUAAUACUAAAAGAGCAAGCACAAUAAAAAUAUAAUAAAAAUUUAAAUCAAGC